AUGAACGAUCUCAACACUACUUCUCUGUUAGCUAUUCUUUCACUAUCACAAACAAUUCCAAAAUAUUUAUUUUCUGUUGGCGGACCAAUUUUGAUACUCGUUGGUACGAUCAAUUCUUUAUUCAAUGUACUCGUGCUCGAACAAAAGAAAUUGCGUAAAAACCCUUGUUCCAGAUGCUUUGUAGCAUUUAAUAUCGCCAGUUUCCUUCUGCUUUACCUAUCCUUCCUUCCAACCAUACUUCAAAUCGGUUAUAACAUCGAACCAGGCGCAUACAACUUACCCUACUGUCGUAUUAGAGUUUAUUUAAGUUUUCUACUCGCCAUCUUACCACCAUUUUACCUCAUCUUGGCGUCCGUCGACCGAACACUAGUCACAUCAGCCAGUGCUCAAGUCAGAAAAUGGAGCAAUCGAUCAACUAUUCGCAAGUGUCUGUUUGAUAUUAUUCAAGUUACAACCGAUACUUUUGUUUGCUUUCCUAAAUUGGGUAUCUACUCGGUUUUGGUGAGUUAUUAUACGUUCGUGGUGCAUGGGGUGAUUCCAUUUGUUUCAUUAUCGAUCUUCGCCGCGCUAACAAUACGAAAUUUACACCAUAGACCGCAUCAUAAUAUGGAUGCAUCGAGUUUGAGAACGAUACAUCCAUCACAUCGCCAAGAUAAACAACUUAUUCGCAUGUUAUUUAUUGAAAUACUGACAUGUGUCAUGUUCAAUUUCGUUUUUCCCGGUGUAUUUCUCUACAUAGAAACUACUCAAUACCAGAACAAAUCUCACGAACGUGACGUAGUUGAACAUCUCCUUCUAUCAAUAUCGAUAUUUAUUUUCUAUGUGCCAUCUUGUACGAGUCUGUAUACGAAUUUGAUUGUAUCAAAAAGUUUUCGUAAACGAACGAAACAUAUAAUUCUUCGAAAACUAGUUAACAAUAGAAUUCGACCGGAUUAG
Adineta ricciae is the source of this 936-nucleotide messenger RNA. Lineage: Eukaryota; Metazoa; Rotifera; Eurotatoria; Adinetida; Adinetidae. The record is from the annotation of a GenBank genome assembly.